Molecule: messenger RNA, 1234 nt
Organism: Drosophila novamexicana
Lineage: Eukaryota; Metazoa; Arthropoda; Insecta; Diptera; Drosophilidae
Product: methyltransferase-like protein 9
Exons: 3
Coding region: 249-1181 (310 amino acids)
Molecular function (GO): protein-L-histidine N-pros-methyltransferase activity
Source: RefSeq, a predicted model, not a curated record
AUAGCUCAAUGUUGAUUCAGCAUUGUUGAGAAGAUAUUAAGUAAAUUGACAAAAUUAACUAAAUUGCGGUCUUGUGUUAAAACGUGAAUAGCACAUUAUAUAAAUAUACACGCUUCUGGUCUGUACAUAACUAGUAGAUUAACUUAUUUGUCUUUUAUAUAUGGGGUGUUCGAAGAGUAUGUAAUUAACAUACACCAAAUUUGUGCACAUUGUAAAAUGUAUGUAUGCAAAAGUAUACAUAGUUUACAAUGGCCCUUUAUCGACCCAGAGGCACCUUGGCACGUGUUAUCUACGCCAAAUUUCAUAAUGACAACUUUUUGGAGAACUUAGAUACCCAACAGUGGUACUCUUUAAACUGCGAAUUACCUCAAAGAUUCCAGUCGAAAUUUGUUGCCCUUAAGCAGCCCGACACAACCACAAUACGAUGGCUGGAACGUGCAAAAAUGCUGUCUUCAAACAUUUGGCUGCAUUUGUGGCAUGCAUUGGCCAGGUCUGUUUUGCAGAUAUUUAUGACGCAGACCGAUAUCAACGGACUUUUAAAACGUGGUUCCAUGUUCAUUUUGUCAGAGGAACAAUUCUGUAAACUUCUGGAGGCGGGUGGCUUUUUACCCAAAUCUUUCACAGAAACGAUAACGCUUCUAGAUAUCGGUGCUGGCGACGGCGAAGUCUCGCUGCGCGUUGCAAACAGCGUGACCGAGCUUAGCAAGAAUGCCGUGUUGCAAUUGUUUGCCACUGAAGCUAGUUGGACCAUGCGAGAGAGACUUAAGAAACUUAACUUUAACAUAGUUACCGAAAUAAGUGACCUACAUAGUGUAGAUUUAAUUUCUUGCCUUAAUGUGCUAGAUCGAUGCUACGAUCCUUUUCAACUAUUAGCAGAUAUACAUAACGCGCUGGCUCCUACGGGUCGAGCUGUGAUUGCGCUGGUGCUUCCAUACAUGCACUAUGUAGAGACAAAUACAUCGCAUUUACCAUUGAGGCCACUGAUGGAUAAUUCCAAAAGGAAUGGCCGUGAGUUAUCGUUUGAAGAAGAAGCAACAAUGUUCUUGGAAUUACUAGAAAAUUGUGGGUUUCGCGUCGAGUCCUGGACAAAGGCCCCGUAUUUAUGCGAAGGUGAUCUGCGACAAUCAUUCUAUUGGCUGAUUGAUCUUAUUGUUGUAGUUUCAAAAAAAUCUACCUAUUAAAAUAUUUGAUUUUUAUACAUUACAAUAAAUUUUUCAUAAAUACUUCUAAGUCU